This is a messenger RNA of Lolium rigidum, 2353 nucleotides long. Its product is annotated as two-component response regulator ORR23-like. Lineage: Eukaryota; Viridiplantae; Streptophyta; Magnoliopsida; Poales; Poaceae. Gene Ontology annotation, biological process: cytokinin-activated signaling pathway; phosphorelay signal transduction system. The transcript has 6 exons. Gene Ontology annotation, molecular function: DNA binding; DNA-binding transcription factor activity. Bases 37 to 2070 code for a protein of 677 amino acids. The record is from RefSeq and is a predicted model, not a curated record.
UCUCUUCCUGCGAGUUGGGAAGGGUUGUGCCUUCUCAUGAGGACGGAGGAGAGGAACGGUGUGGCGGGGGCGGGGAGGGACCAGUUCCCCGUCGGCAUGCGGGUCCUCGCCGUCGACGACGACCCCGUGUGCCUCAAGGUGCUCGAGACCCUCCUGCGCCGCUGCCAGUAUCAUGUGACGACGACGAACCAGGCUGUUAUCGCGCUCAGGAUGCUGCGGGAGAACAGGGAGAUGUUUGAUCUAGUUAUCAGUGAUGUCCACAUGCCAGACAUGGACGGCUUUAAGCUUCUUGAGCUGGUGGGGCUUGAAAUGGAUCUCCCUGUCAUUAUGUUAUCUGUGAAUGGAGAGACAAAGACUGUUAUGAAAGGGAUAACUCAUGGUGCCUGUGACUAUCUCCUAAAACCUGUCCGGAUUGAAGAGCUUAGGAAUAUCUGGCAGCAUGUUGUCAGGAGGAAAUUCAGUACCCGUGAGUGUGUUACUCUUGAUACCUACGAAGAGUGCAAUAAGCCACUAAGUGCGGAUUCGGACUAUGCAUACGGCCAAGUUACAUGUGGGUCGCCCGGCCAAAGUGGGAGGCCCAGCAAGAAGAGGAAGGAAUACCAUAGCGAGGAGGAAGAUGAAGAUGAGGAUAGCAAUGGUCAAGACAACGAUGACCCUUCAGCUCCAAAGAGGCCAAGAGUUGUUUGGUCAGUUGAACUGCAUAGAAAAUUUGUUGCUGCUGUCAACCAUCUUGGAAUUGACAAAGCUGUGCCAAAAAGAAUACUUGAGCUCAUGAAUGUUGAGAAACUCACUAGGGAAAAUGUUGCAAGUCACCUACAGAAAUAUAGGCUUUAUCUCCGACGGUUAAGUGCUGUGGCAUCACAACAAGCUGGCAUCGUUGCUGCUUUGGGAGGCAGAGACCCCUUUCUGCGCAUGGAUGCAUUUGAAGGGCUCCAGGGUUAUCAAGCAUUCACAUCUCCUGCAGCUCUAUCAUCGUUCAGUGCACAUGGGCUAAGUAGUCCUAGAAACAAUCAGGCAGCAGUUGUGAUACAGGGGAUGCCUGCUUCCAGAUCAAUUCAUACCGGCAGUGGCAGUUCCACAACAAAUAAUUCCAUUGGUGAUGCAAAUAAGUACCAUCUUAGCCUACAAGGAAACCAGCAUGGGAAACUGGCACAAGGUUUAGCCACAUCGCUUGGGCAGGCCCAACUGCAACAGAAGUGGAUGAAUGAAGACAACGGUGAUCUGUCCGCCAUCCUUUGUGGCAAUAGCCUGGUUAAAGGCAUGCCUGGCACGCUCCAAAGUGUCACAAACAGUACAUUACUGCCUCAAGAUCAAGUGGAGUGCAUACAAGCCAAAGCCAUCCAGCCAUCAAUUAGAGCUCCCCCUGCAAGCUUAGAACUUCUCGAAGGUGCCGUUGGAGCUUCUUCUGGUCCGUUGGAGUCUCGUGUAUCCCAGCAGGAUGCUCUUCCUUUAUCUGGAUUUUCUGGGAGCAGGCUGCCAGUGCAUGGUCCAUUCAACAAUAAUGGUGCAACCAGAUUGGGUGACGCAUUCUCAGCAAGUUUUCGUCCAACAAAUGACCUCACAGUACCAAGAGGUAGCAAAGUGGGAGCUAGCUCUUUUGGUGGCACGAUACAUUUGUCUCCAGACACGGAGCAAAAGUACUGGAGCUUUGGAAGUGGAAACAGCUUUAGACAGAAGGCGGAUGAAAGUAGUGCAGACAGUCUACUUGAUCCAAAGCUUGUAUGGAGUUCCUCUCAAGUGACGAGCAAUGUUGGUGCUCAUCAUUCCAUGAGCCAGAGGUCGAACAACUGCACCAUAAAUGUCGGUCAUGGUGCCGGAAUGUUUGGACAGAUAAGUGCAGGUGCUUCACCGGCUGUUCCACAAGCGAAGACCGAUUUCCUCUUGUCAGGAGAUACUUCGAUGGUAAGGAAUGCCUCGGAAUCAAGCAUUCCGAGGCUGCAGACCGAGCUCAGCUCUAGCACCUGCAGUUUCGACGGUCUUCUCAAUUCCAUGAUCAAAGUGGAGAAGGACGACAAUGCCUUUGGUGAUGAUCUGGGGUGUGACUACUACUCGCUCGGGGCUUGCAUAUGACCAGAGGCUGCCGCCCCUGUAUCCAUGUCUCUCUACAACCUGUGUAUACUAUGUUCGCCCGACUGUAUGGUAUGUUAUGGUGUGUAGUGUAGUGUAGCUACCUAGUAUUACUGAUCUUUAGGCCUAGUUCUGCUGCCCUGCUUGGGCUGUAUGUAUUGUAGUAGCCGUAGUAGCUGUUGGAGAACAGGAUGGUUCUUUUGCUAACUUGAGCAGCUAGAGACAUUGAUUGUCUGAUUGUAAGCUUAUAAGUAAGUAAUGUAUGGGGCUCCACUUGGAUUCUGUA